Messenger RNA from Malurus melanocephalus (red-backed fairy wren), 1128 nucleotides. RefSeq lists its product as uncharacterized. The record is from RefSeq and is a predicted model, not a curated record. The transcript is spliced from 2 exons. Lineage: Eukaryota; Metazoa; Chordata; Aves; Passeriformes; Maluridae. Bases 105 to 1016 code for a protein of 303 amino acids.
UGCCAGCUCRUGUUUCACAUUCCUGCUUUCCACCUGUUUUCCUGUCUUCCCACUAAGCUGCCAGUGGCAAGUGGCAGUGACUUCCCUUUAUCCUGGRGCUGCUGAUGUGCAAGGUACUAAACCCAACCUAUCACCCCAACCAAGGYUGGUGUUUUAUCAGCAAGACUGACUGGCUCAGGCUGACUCAUGCAAUUUUAUCCCAUCUGUUAUCAAAUGACAUGUGSGUUUCCUUAUUUUUUGCCAGCCUGCCUGGCUUUUCUCUGCUGGUUCCUGGYCAGCCAGCUUCCACCUCCCAACAUUCAUCCUUGGUGCUGUGUCCCACCUCACCAAAGCCACCUUGGUCAUUGUGCCUCUCCACUCCCAGAGUCUUGCCUGCAGCAGAGCUAGAUCCAGCACGGAUAGGAUGGGUUUUGGAGGGUAUUCCUGUGGUGCUGARGCUUAUCUGGUGGGAGCAUCUUGCUGCUGCCACUGCCUCAUCAAUGACACCCUUCUGGUUGCUAAAUAUGUUACCUGAAACAGUGAAGUCCGUUGAUGAUAGCGUUUUUGGGAAGCUUUCUGCCUCCCAGGCUGAUCUUCCCACUCCAAACAUCCACUUGGGCUGUGYACURGGUCACAUUCCUGGGAAGCUCAUCCAUGGCUUGGAAAGCAGCUGGAUGGAGUUGUGGUUUUAUGGAGCUGGGAGCUUAAUUUUGCUUUCUUUGAUCCAAAGGAUGGCCAGAUCCAGUCAUCCACCGGCGUCCUGUGUGUGUAUUCCAGGGAACAGAGGCUUGGGAAUGUACCAKGGGAAGUUCAGCUUCGACACCUUCYCGCACUGCUGCGCGUGCCUGAAGMACAGGAUGGGCCAGGAGCCCCUCAAUGCCCCGUGCUACCCCCCAGUGCUACAGCCAGCAGAAAUUUGGGCUUGUCCAGGCCACUUCCAAAGUGUCAGGAAUCGGCUGGAAGSCUCCGGAGGCUCGGGAAGCCCCAGAGAACCGGGGGGCUCUGGAAGAGCGGAAAGCUCCGCGCCGCCACCGUAACCACGCGCCUCCUCCACGAACACGCGCUUCCGCUUCCUCUUGCCCGUUGGCCACGCCCCUUCUCCUCACCAAUCGCCGCUCAGCACGGCCGGCUCCGUCCAAUCAACUGCUC